This is a messenger RNA of Passer domesticus (house sparrow), 2148 nucleotides long. RefSeq names its product serine/threonine-protein kinase PAK 1-like. Gene Ontology annotation, biological process: regulation of actin cytoskeleton organization; regulation of MAPK cascade; protein phosphorylation. NCBI's taxonomy places the organism in Eukaryota, Metazoa, Chordata, Aves, Passeriformes, Passeridae. Gene Ontology annotation, cellular component: cytoplasm. The transcript has 7 exons. The record is from RefSeq and is a predicted model, not a curated record. Bases 62 to 427 code for a protein of 121 amino acids. Gene Ontology annotation, molecular function: protein serine/threonine kinase activity; ATP binding.
GUCUCUUGUUUUUGUAAGGGUGUGUGGUGAGUGUGGAAGAUCCAGAAAAGAAGUACACUGGAUGGGAACAUCUUGGCAGUGGGUGGCUGUAAAGGAACUUUAUCUCCAGCACCAGGGCUGUGAGGGAGUAUUAAAAGAAAUCCUGCUCAUGAGAGAAAAUAAGAACGCCAAUAUUGUCAGCUACUUAGAAAGCUACCUUGUGGAUGAGGCUGUCCUGCUGGUGUUGGAAUAUAUGGAUGGAGGCUCCUUAGCUGAUGUGGUCACCGUGAGAAGGAUGGCUGUAGGACACAUAGCAACAGUGUGUCGGGAGUGCCUGCAAGGCCUGGCUUUCCUUCAUGCCAAGCAGGUGAUCCACAGAGACAUCAAAAGUGACAACAUCCUUCUGGGCCUGGAUGGCUCCGUCAAGCUGGCUGGGUAUUCCUGCUGAGGCGCAGCGCUGCGGGGAGGCGGUGUGGGGCUGCUUUGGAGAGGUGCCGGGUGCCAGCAGUGGCUGCUGAGAGUGCAGGGAGCGCUGUGCAAGCCCAGGCCGCAGCUGGAAGGUGCUGAGUGGUCUAGAGAGCAACCAGGUAUCCAGAGUAACUUUGGUUUGUGGGUGUUCCUUCCAAAGGGAGAGAUUUACAGUGUAAACGUUCAGGGCAAUGAGGAAAAGCCAAGGUUUUGUGGGAAUCCUGGGCGGGUUGUUACCUGUACAAUUGCCCAUGUCCUUGGCUGCAGCCCUGAGGAAGGAGAGCCCAGCUGCUUUUCCAGCUCCAUUAAGCACUGCGUUCUGGGACUGAGAGUGAGAAGCCCUUUUCCUUGGUUUCCUACUUGAAGCAGUGUUUGUUUUCCUCCUCAGCUGAUUUUGGCCUCUGUGCUGUGCUCAGCCCUGAGCACAGGAAACGGAGGUCGAUGGUCGGGACCACUUACUGGAUGGCACCCGAGGUGGUGAGAAGAGAGCCUUACGGCCCCAAAGUGGACACCUGGUCCCUUGGGAUUGUGGGAAUAGAAAUGGCCACAGGAGAGGCUCCUUAUAUGCAGGAGACCAGUGACAAGGCCAGCUACCUGAUAGGCAAGCAAGGGGUUCCAAAUCUGCACCAGCUCAGGCUACCCCCUGGCUUGUGUGAAUUUCUGGGCUGCUGCCUGCAGAUGGAUGUGGACAGGCGAGGCUCUGCCAAGGAACUUCUGCAGCAUCCAUUUCUGCAAUCAGCGGAGCCUCUCUUAAGCCUCUUCUGACAGCCUGAUUGCUGCCAUCCCUGCAGCAAGGGAAUGCAAGAAGCAAAGGAGAUGACAAGGUGUGAGAGUCUGUCCGAAACUUCCCUCAUUUUUUGCCUCUCGAUCGUCAUGAAAGCCAAGACCACCGGGGAAAGGGAAAGAUCCUGUUCUGAAAAUCCAGGUCUGUCUGGUCCACCAAGCCAGAUUAUUGCCUACGGGUGUGUUUGCUCAACUCAUGGAACACUGCACCCAAGAAGGGGCAGUGUGCUCUCCUUCGCCUGCAUCACCUAGCAACGCUAGUGCUGGAAUUUCUCCACCCUUCUGACUUGGCUGGACUUUCUCUCUGGAAUGACCUUUCCGGAGGUCACCACAAAAGGACCCUCCAUUCACCGUAUAUCAACCACCGUGACAGAUGGACUGAGAUGGGAGAAGGUUCUCCCUCAAGGACUGAGACGUGCGACCCCUACAUGGAAAAGCUCCCCUCUUUUCCCAAAAGGACUAAGACUGAAAUCCCCACCAUAGGGUGAGGGAAGGUAUGCGUGGGGACCAGAGCAAGUUUUGCAAGCGACCACUGGACCGAGAAGACAAUGGUUCCUGCCUACGACAUCUGCUGCUGACGACGCCUGUUCCUGAUGGACUACUGAUGGACUCCUUGUACCCUUUAUCAAUAGACUGUUUUGAAAUGGGUCCCCUUCCCCCAUUUCAAAAGGACUAUAAAAAAGGUUAGACCUGACUGAUACCUUUGAGAUCUCCCCUGACGUGAAGAUGACAGGCCUCUUCGUCGACCGGACUUCGAGGGACUUUGUCAUCCGCACGUCUGGUAGCUAUAUACCUCCUUGCCCUCCCUCUCUUCUUUUGCUUUUCCUUAUUCUUUUCCCUUUCUUCAUUCCCCUCUCUCUAACGCAUCUUCUCUAUGGCUAUUUAAUAAAAGUACAUGUAUUUUGAUUUUACUGCAAA